UCUUCAUACACAUCUAAGGAUGAAGAUAAUUCAGCUGGAUCCAUCGCUCACAUACCGUCCGGAGCCUGAGAAUCACCAAUAUCGCAAUUAUAAGGACUGCCCUCUACUGGACAGAGUGAAAAACACAUACACCUUGAUGCACACAUACCAGACUGUACCGUUUGUGAAAGAGAAGCAUGCACAAUGGGGUUCCUGCACACACAGGAAGAUGAGUGUGAUGGAGGCACUUAAUUUGCUGGAUAAUUUGGUUGAUGAAUCUGAUCCUGAUGUCGAUUUUCCAAACUCUUUCCACGCAUAUCAAACAGCAGAAGGUAUCCGUCGCAUUCAUCCAGAUAAAGACUGGUUCCAGCUGGUUGGCCUUCUUCAUGAUAUUGGAAAAAUGAUGGCCCUAGAUAAUGAACCUCAGUGGUCAGUGGUUGGAGACACAUUCCCAGUGGGCUGCAAGUUCCAACAAUCCAUUGUGUUCAGUGACACCACAUUCCAAGACAAUCCAGACACAAAGCACCCAAUAUACAGCACAAAAUAUGGAAUUUACAAGCCAAACUGUGGUCUAGAGAAUGUGCUUAUGUCAUGGGGCCAUGAUGAGUACCUGUAUAAAGUGCUUACGUUUAAUAAGUGUUCCAUCCCCGAAGAGGGUCUUUACAUGAUUCGGUUCCAUUCAUUUUACCCAUGGCACACUGGGGGAGAUUACCAACACCUCUGUAAUGAUAAGGACCAUAGAAUGUUGCACUGGGUGAAGGAAUUCAAUAAAUUUGACCUGUAUACAAAAACCGAGGAUCUUCCAGAUGUGGAGCUUCUACAACCAUAUUACCAGGAGUUAAUAGACAAAUACUGCCCUGGUGUGCUGAGCUGGUGAUCCUUACUUUCAGGAGUUCAGAGCAACAUGAAUACAUCUCCUAUGCUCUGUAGGACUCUGACAUUUUCCAUUCUACCAAUUUACUUGCUGUUUCCCCACUCAAUUCAGCAGUUCUGAUAAAACCAGUUUAAUCUUCCCUCUCUCUCAGCAUUAUUCCUCACUACAUGAGGGCUUUGUGUCACAGUCCAUUCUUUGAAAAAAAAAAAAAAGACUUUGCAUUUCUCUCCGAAAUCCGCCAAGUGUGUUUGCACCGAAGCCGACACAAUGUUUCAGGACACGAAAAAAGAAGCAAGUUACUGCCCGCAGUAGGGGAUGUAAACAGAAUGUGGAUUUCAGCAGGAUGAUUUCACCCCCAUGUGGUCGUAACCUAAUACAUAAAAUAGGAAAAGGGAGCCCAGACCAAUGGUGUAUUAGAGCUGUCUCAAAAACCAAUUUGGACACAAAGCCUUCAUGUAGAGAGACACAUUGCCGAGAGGAUUGUGAAGAUUAACUUGAAUAUCUCAGAUACAGUACAGAACUUGUAAUUUAAUAUAUUUAGAAUGUUUAUUUUCAUGAGAUGAAGGCUACAUUAUUUUUUUUAAUAUACUUUUUUCUCCUCAAAGUCCCCCCCAAUACAGAUUCAGGCUUGGGGACACAAUUUUUGGGUAUCACAUAGAAGUAUCUUGACCUCUGCCCCUAUUGUAUUUAAUUCAAGGGAUGGGACUUGUCACAUGAGACACAAAAGACUCCCAAACAAGACAUCAGUAGUGGGGCUUCCCUAUACUUACGUUUUGUUCAUAUGGUCAAGGAAUAUCUUUAGUGUGCACUUUCCCACCUGGAGUUUAAAAAUGAUCCUUGUAUGUACGCAUAGAGUUGUUGGGUGGCUCAGAAGUACUAAAGUGUUAACUUCAAAAUUCUUUGUGCACAUUACAAUUUGUUGUGCUGGUAUGAUUACAUUAUAUGAGGGAAUAUUUGAUCUAAGCUCUCCCACUGCUUUUAUCCCAAAUCAAAAUCAGCCUGACUUUCAAAGCAACAGAGCAUCUCCCAGUGGGGCCAGGCCCUCAAAGCAAUUUCCAUCAACACUUCCACCUACAGUAUGUGACAUAGUACAGUCUACAUAUGAUGCUUGCAGGAUGGGCACUGGAUGUGAAGUUCUCUGUUGGUCCAUAGAGACUGUCCAACACUACUCCAGACCAACUCCCAAAGAUCAGUUGGCCACUUAUCCAUUAAGAUCACAUAAUCCCCCCCCUAUUAGUUUUAUCAUUGUUGUACCACUAUAUUUAUAUACUACUGUUUACUGUAUUCCCAUAUUACUAUUCACUGCACAAGAUCUCAAGUGUACCACAACUAAUGGCAUAAACUGUAAUAAACUUGACAUAAUACCAUGA
This is a messenger RNA of Xenopus laevis (African clawed frog), 2223 nucleotides long. RefSeq names its product myo-inositol oxygenase L homeolog (gene miox.L). Gene Ontology annotation, molecular function: inositol oxygenase activity; iron ion binding. The record is from RefSeq and is marked provisional. NCBI's taxonomy places the organism in Eukaryota, Metazoa, Chordata, Amphibia, Anura, Pipidae. Gene Ontology annotation, biological process: inositol catabolic process. Gene Ontology annotation, cellular component: cytoplasm.